GGAAUUCCCCAUGUGCGGGGAUUCCACGAACGCCACGCUUGGCCACGCAUCUUGUUUCGGAGCCGGACACCUGGUGUACCGGGUAGAGAGGAAGAGGGAGGUGGAAGAUUCCCUUGCGUGAGCGCCGUGACGUCAGCGCGUCGCGUCUGGGCUGUUUCCGAGUCCGCCCUCCCGCACUUAACCCUUUCUCCGCCCGAACCGGGUGAGGGCCGAGGGCCCAGGCUUCUGGGGUCGCGUGAACGAGAAGUCUGGAAACUGGGACUCCCAGUGAGCCGGAAUGAGCGCAGCCAUUGCCCGUCACAGACGGUGAAGAAGCUGCUAGAAGAACAGAGGCGCCGCCAGCAGCAGCCAGACGCCGGUGGGCUACCGGGACAGUUCCCACCUCCCCUGGCCCAGCCCCUGACUUCAUCUGUGAAUGAGGGUGAAGCUGGCCAUACUCACUUCCCUGCACACCAGGAGACUGUGGGUUCUGGACUUGGCAGCCUGGCGCCCCCCACUGGCUUUGUAGACUGGGACCCCAACACGCAUGCUGCCUACACGGACAGCCUCUACUCUUAUCCUGCUUCUGCUGCUGAAAGUUUUCUGACUCCUGACUUCUACUCACCCUCGGACCCAGGGCGGCCGUGUUCAUUUCCCCUGGGGAUGGAGGACCCCCUGGACACUCGGCUCUAUGCAGACCCUUCCCUGCCACAGGCAGGAUCCUGGAGGGCUUCUGGGCUCCCCUCAGGACCUCCACAGUUGCCUCCUGUGGUCACUGGACCAUCCCUGGACACUGCCCGUGCUCACAUGCUGGCUCUAGGACCCCAAAAGCUGCUGGCGCAGGAUGAGGAAGGAGACACGCUCCUGCACCUGUUUGCGGCGCGGGGGUUGCGCUGGGCAGCAUAUGCUGCAGCUGAGAUGCUCCAAGCGUACAGACAUCUGGACAUUCGUGAGCAUAAGGGCAAGACCCCUCUUCUGGUGGCUGCUGCUGCCAACCAACCCCUGAUUGUGGAGGAUCUACUGAACCUGGGAGCGGAACCCAACGCCACUGACCAUCAAGGACGUUCUGUCUUACACGUGGCCGCUACGUAUGGGCUCCCAAGAGUCCUCUCGGCUGUAAUUAACUCAGGGGUUCGGGUUGACAUAGAAGCCAGAGACUUUGAGGGCCUCACCCCACUCCACACAGCCAUCCUGGCCCUCAACGUGGCUAUGCACCCUCCUGACCUAUAUCCCCCAGUACUGAGUACCCAGGCCCAGGACAGGCUGGCUUGUGUCAAGAUGUUGCUGCACAUGGGUGCUGAUCACACCAGCCAGGAGAUCAAGAGCAACAAGACUGUUCUGCACUUGGCUGUGCAGGCCGCCAACCCAACCCUGGUUCAGCUGCUCCUGGCACUGCCUCGGGGAGACCUGCGGGCCUUUGUCAACAUGAAGGCCCAUGGGAACACCGCCCUCCACAUGGCGGCCGCCCUGCCCCCUGGGCCGGCCCAGGAGGCCAUUGUGCGCCGUCUGCUGGCAGCUGGAGCGGAUCCAACACUGCGCAACCUGGAGAACGAGCAGCCUGUCCACCUGCUACGGCCUGGGCCGGGCCCCGAGGGGCUCCGGCAGCUGUUGAAGAGGAGCCGAGUGGCACCCCCAGGCCUGUCCUCUUAGGACGCAAACCCAGAACCUGGACUGAUUUUCCAGUCCCCACCGUCCUGUGGGACAACCAGCGUAUGCUAAUGUUGCAAAUUCGUGAUAAUGUAUGUGGACAAUGUCCAGCCUUUGGGGUCUUACAUUAAAACCCCAAAAUGGCUGCUAGGGGGUAAACAGUCCCCAAUAUUUGGGGCGGUAUGAUACCCCUCCCCCACCCACAAGGAGCCCCCUUGAUGAUUUCUGUGAAAUCGAGGCCCCUUGAUUGUUUCUGUGAAACACCCUAGACCCCCAGCCCUUUCCCCUGCAGGAUCUUUCAGGGUCCCCUCUGCUAACUCACCUCUUUACAUCUGGAACCCCAGAUAUAAAUCCCUUACAUGGUACUUGGAGUACCCCCCAAAACAGCUUCUGGUACCAUCCCAGUAGAGCUCCAAGAUGACCCAGUGACCUCCCUUGGACCCAACCCCUUCAGGUCCCUAACCCUGAGACAUAGGAAGGACUCUCCUAAGUUAGAGUCCCCUAGGCCUUUUUAAGUCGACUCAACCAGGCCCCUGUCCCAGACCUCGAUAUUUCUAGUGAAUCCCCUCCCCUCUCUGAAACUCCUGAUUAAACUCAACCUGGACUGGAACCAUUA
Molecule: messenger RNA, 2242 nt
Organism: Cervus elaphus (red deer)
Lineage: Eukaryota; Metazoa; Chordata; Mammalia; Artiodactyla; Cervidae
Gene: NFKBID
Product: NFKB inhibitor delta
Exons: 12
Coding region: 643-1629 (328 amino acids)
Biological process (GO): regulation of gene expression
Cellular component (GO): nucleus
Molecular function (GO): protein binding
Source: RefSeq, a predicted model, not a curated record